Mercenaria mercenaria is the source of this 378-nucleotide messenger RNA. RefSeq lists its product as uncharacterized. The transcript is spliced from 4 exons. Lineage: Eukaryota; Metazoa; Mollusca; Bivalvia; Venerida; Veneridae. The record is from RefSeq and is a predicted model, not a curated record. The coding region runs from base 4 to 324 and encodes 106 amino acids.
AAUAUGAAAUUAAGAAUGCUUAAGUUACUAACAAGUAUGAAGUUUGUUGUCUGUUUUCUGGUAGUCCUGCCUUUGGCCUUGAGUGCCCCACUCAUUGUUGAGGAGGAUGACCUUGACAAGAGGUUUCUCUGGGGAAAGAUACAACUGCCUUCAAUUCACGACUUAGGAAAGAAGCUCCUAGAAAUGCUCGGGUCGGACACGACAGAAGCUGCAUGUGAAGCAGCAUGUCCCGCUGCCCUAAAUGCAUUAGUUCCAGGAGCAGGUUUAAUUGGAGGAUCUUUAUGUAGCCCAGCUUGUCACUGGGUACAAACACAGAUUGGAUAAAUUGCAAUUACAUCUUUUUGUUGAUGUUACAAAAUAAAAUUUUAAAACAAACAA